AUGCGCGAGUUGCAAACUCGUAGUCGAUACAAAAUACGGCGAUUUGCGAUGCACAGCGAAAGUCUGUUUUUCCUGUGUGCAGCCGAUGACCGAUGGUGCCGAGCGUAUGGCGUCAGUUCGGAAGGAAUCCAUUGCACAGCAUUUGUUCGAGUCUAUGAUUACAAGGUGAGAAAAUACACUAUGUGGCCUCCUUUUUCGUCGCCUUAUUUGGUUCUGAUCAACUUCGUUUCACGUGGCACACCGUGA
Molecule: messenger RNA, 246 nt
Organism: Gongylonema pulchrum
Lineage: Eukaryota; Metazoa; Nematoda; Chromadorea; Rhabditida; Gongylonematidae
Source: the annotation of a GenBank genome assembly